GUGAAGUUACUCGACGUGAGUUUCAUGAUGACCCACAUGUUUGUGGUCCACAGCGCAACCCAGACAAUUACGAGGCAGCUCUUGGACACCUACAAGCAGAAGGCAUCAGAGACGUCAAAGGAAUUAAGAAAUGGCUUUUCUACACGAUUCCAUCCGUGAGGUCCUGCCUGACCUAUCUGAUGUGGCAAAAGACAUGUUAGUGGAAACACUGUUAGCACAGGGGGUAGAGACAUACUCUGACUUGCAGUAUAUAACAGAGGCAGAUUUAUUGUCAGCGCUAAGACCCAUUCAAGCACGGAAAGCUGUGGCUGCAUGGAAGGUAAAAUGUAAGUAUGAUGCAGCCAGCCAUAAAGAUAGCAACAGUUCAUUCAGCAUCCAGGAAGGUGCUUCAUCUCUUCCCUCAGUCUCACCAGGACCUUCUUCAUCCUCUCGGGCUCUCUCCCCAAAAUCAACCUCUUCCAGUGCCUCUUGCAGCCCAGAUGUUGACUGGGCAGAUACUUUUGACAUUCCAUGGAAGAAGUUUCCAGAAGAAUUGAUCCAGUCCUUAGAAAGAGGGAAGCGUCCAAGUCCACAGAAGAGGAGGGAGAUGGUGAGGAUUGUGGUACGCGAAAUGAUGCAGAAGUCAUCAGACAUAAGUAAAAGGCACAUCACUAUUGUGGCCAAAAAAAUAGUGGCUACAUAUCCCAAAUCACUGCAGGAUGUAAUUGAAGGGGACAUAAUUGGGUCAGGGUACCAUUCCCUCGUAAAACAGCUCCAAAAUAGAAUUGAAAAUGCAAAACGCUCCACAACACCAAAAAGCAGAAAAAGAAAACUGCACGCAGACUCUGACACGGAUGAAAUGCCUGCUGAAAAAAGAGCUCCAAUCCAGGAGACCUAUGGUUGCAUCAAAUGGGAAAUGAAGUUCAUGCCCCUUGGGGAGACUGCAGAGAGCCAACAGCAGAGCAGAGACGAACUGAAAAGCCUGUCUAAACAAAAUGCCCCAAACCAGGAUGUGGUUAAACAGCUCACCAGGUCGACAUUAUUAUUUAUUUUAUUACAGGCCCUAGGCCCAAAAAUUUCAGGUUUUGUUCGAAUUUUGCUCCUGCCUGUAACAGCUCCACAUGCAGCUCCACAUGCUGCGGCAGCCAUCUUGUUAGAUCUUGCAUUCUACACCCAACGCAAAGAGGUCAACAACGGGAAAGAAAUCAAAUACUUACUGGAAGACUGGCCAUUUUUGUUUGAUAAGAUAGGCAUGGCUGUUCACUUUGAAGAGCUCACUGGAGUUAGUCUGAAAGAGACAUUUGUUAGGAAUUUGGACCUAAAGGGGGAACGACUCUUAAAUUACUUGAAAACAGUUGCUGUGAACAAGUCAAAGAGGCUAGUCCAAUCUUUUACAAACAUUCAGCUGAUGAGGAGAGAGCACACAGGGCCCUCAGGCGAUGUGUUGGAGAUGGUGUUGCUCCUGUUGUCUUACUUCGACGAGAAGGAAGACGUGAUGUUCACAUACGUGGAAGACACAUGCCUGGCGGAGGAGGUGCAGAUGGACCAAGUUCCCUUGACACCAACCAUUGUUGUCUGUGGUAAGUUGACCAUGUGCUCUCUUACACAGGCAUACACAUGCCAAACUGUGUCUCAGAAACACACCCACAUCCAUUGUCCUCUCACCUUUUUGUUGUUAUUGUAUUUGUUUUUGUAGGACAAUCGUGCUUCUCGGCAAAGAGAUGGAUGCUGAGUGUGGACUGAAUGAUUGUACAGCCCAGUAUCACAUCAUUCAUACCGGCCCUGUGUCUGAUGUUUGGCAGCUUCUAUGUCUUUAAUAUCCACUAUCCAGUAGUCCUCGCAUCCACGCUGGAGUUCUUACAGAGAUGUUUCUUUUCCAUCAAUCCGGAGAGGGGGACCAAGGUGGAGAAGACCAGCAAAUCCCGCCUCCAUGUGAACCCGAGAGUUCUUACACUUAUACAAGACCUGUCUGACCAUGAAUGGUGCUCACAGUAAGACUGUUCGAUGAUCCACCCUCUCUCACUCAUCCGCCCACAAACAUACAUACAUACAUACAGUCACAAACAUGCACAAAAACAUGCAUUGCACACACACACAUACAUAUACACACACACAUGUACAAGCAUGCAUACACAUACACACUCUGUGUGUGUGUGUGUGUGUGUGUGUGAGAGAGACAGAGUACAUAUGUCUGUGUAAGAGUGACUGUGUGUGUGUGUGUGUCUGUCUGUGUGUCUGUGACGGUCCCGUCUUUGAC
Messenger RNA from Labeo rohita (rohu), 2236 nucleotides. RefSeq lists its product as uncharacterized. The transcript has 5 exons. Bases 131 to 1675 code for a protein of 514 amino acids. The record is from RefSeq and is a predicted model, not a curated record. Lineage: Eukaryota; Metazoa; Chordata; Actinopteri; Cypriniformes; Cyprinidae.